AUGUUCUAUUCUAAAAUUAAUUGUGAAGUUAUAAAAACCAAAGAAGAUAAGAAUAUGGAGAAAGAAACCUUAAUUAGUCAAGGCCAAUAUGCAACACACUCUACACCAAUUCAAGUGGUGUCUAAUGGUGUCACUGACGUCAACGAUUCUGUCUUAUUAGAGUCCAACCAAGAGGCAUUUAAAAAUAUUAAUAACUUUGAAGCAAGUGAAAAUGAAGAUAAUAUUGGCGAUGACAAUAACAAGAAUGACGAUAACGACUACAACAAAUACUGUCAUAAUUCUGGGGGAUCUGCUGAGAUUAAUAAUAUUCUUGAGAGUUAUCAACAGUUAUCAAUAUUUGAAAAAGAAAAGGUAUCUAAUUCUUCAGUUUCCAAGACCAUGUCAGAGAGCACAAACUUCAAAGAAGAUUAUCAUGUCGGAAUAGAUUUAAUAAUCAAGCAAAAGGAAAGGAUAAUUAAGGAUAAGGGUAUCAACUUUACAGUCAUGGUGGCUGGACAGUAUGGACUAGGCAAGUCGACAUUUAUUAACACUUUGUUUGGUGAAAAUUUAUUAUCUGUAAGUGAUUAUAGAACACAUACUAUGGAAGUGGACAUAACUAUGCCGCCUACAAAACUUAUUACUAUUCAUAAAGCCAAUCUUGUGGGAAACAAUUGUAAAGUAAACUUAACGGUUAUUGACACACCUGGAUUUGGAAGUAAGAUGAAUAGUGCAUUUAGUUGGACUCCUCUGACUAAUCAUAUUGAUGAGAAAAUACGAACCAACAUUUUUCAAGAGGAACAACCAGAUAGAACAAUGAUGAAUGAUGGAAGAGUUCAUUGUUGUAUAUACUUUAUUGAGCCCAUAAAUAAAGGAUUAACAACUUUAGAUGUUGUAACAAUGAAAGAAUUAUCGAAGAGAGUUAAUUUAAUUCCUGUGAUAGCAAAGGCUGACACCCUUACCAAAAAAGAGUUAGUAGAUUUCAAACUAGAUAUUAGACAAAUUUUGGAGAUACAAAAUAUAGAAGUAUGUCAGUUUUUAGAUUCAAACGACUCUUACUAUGAUGACUUAAUUAAAAAUGCUCCAUACAGCAUUAUAUCAUCAGAUAAAAGAAUAAAAAAUGAGAGAGGCGAAAUAGUUUAUGGUAGGAACUAUGGAUGGGGUAAAGUUGAAGUAGAGAAUCCAGGGCAUUCAGAUUUUGCUUUGUUGAGAGACUUAUUGUUCAACAAAUACCUACCAGAUUUAAUUUUCAAUACUGAAGAUUACUACGAAACUUGCAGAGCUACUCUGUUAAAGACAAGGUUAUUAAAAUGUAAAGAAAUAGUGCAGACUCAAUCUUCCGAAUUAGUUGGCGGUGUCGAAAUAUCCCAAGAACUAAGAGAUAUAUUGAGUACAUUUGAUUACGAAGAUUUCGAUAAAAACGGAUUAAAGAAUUAUAUUUGCUACCAAAUAUUUGAUAAAAACUUUAUAGAUUCUAUUGUUUUAGAAUGGAGCCAGGAAUAUGUUCACAAACAAUGGGAAACCAAAAAGAAAUUUAAUGAUGUUGUAGCAUUAGAAGAGACCAAAUUCCAAGACUGGAGAAAAGCAAUAUUACAAAAACAAGAACAAUUUAAUAAUGAAAUAAAUAGUAUGCAUUCUAAAAUAGAACGAUUACAAAUAGACUGUAAAAAUUUAGAAACGAAAGGCAUAUCAGGAGAAGUAGAUAAUGAAUUGUACACCACAAAAUUAGUACAAUCGUAA
Messenger RNA from Tetrapisispora phaffii CBS 4417, 1716 nucleotides. It is a transcript of the gene SPR3, whose product is annotated as septin SPR3. Bases 1 to 1716 code for a protein of 571 amino acids. The transcript has a single exon. Gene Ontology annotation, cellular component: cell division site; septin complex; microtubule cytoskeleton. The record is from RefSeq and is a predicted model, not a curated record. Gene Ontology annotation, molecular function: molecular adaptor activity; GTP binding; GTPase activity. Gene Ontology annotation, biological process: cytoskeleton-dependent cytokinesis. Lineage: Eukaryota; Fungi; Ascomycota; Saccharomycetes; Saccharomycetales; Saccharomycetaceae.